This is a messenger RNA of Medicago truncatula (barrel medic), 556 nucleotides long. RefSeq lists its product as uncharacterized. Bases 74 to 556 code for a protein of 160 amino acids. The transcript has 2 exons. NCBI's taxonomy places the organism in Eukaryota, Viridiplantae, Streptophyta, Magnoliopsida, Fabales, Fabaceae. The record is from RefSeq and is a predicted model, not a curated record.
UGGCAUAUACCUUACAAGGGGAUGGUGUGCACUGCGUGAUUUCUACAAAAUCAAACUUGGUGCUUGGGUAACAAUGGUAUUUGUUGGAAAUGGCAGGUUUGAGAUAAGCUUGGAGGAUAGGGUUGGGGACAAGAUACAAAGUCCCAUAUUUAAUCCACCAAUGAACUUCGUUAUUGAUCGUUCAUGGCUGCCUUUCCAAAUGAUGGAUGCUGUUCCAACUGCUUAUGUGCAUUCUGAUAUUAGCUUCCUAUAUUCAUAUGAGAAGAAGUUGUCUGCUACUGAGUUGGAUUCUGGCUGGAUGGUUCUUGCUUUUUUCGGGUUUUGCAAGCUGACUUUGUGCAAGGGUACUACUUCAAUCAAUUUGGUGGACGAGUGUGGGAACAAAUGGAUGUGCACGGUGGUUUACGGUACCAGGCCUUAUAAACACUUUAAGAUAGGUGGUGGAUGGAAGCGGAUGGUGGAUGCACGCGGACUUGGUAUAGGCUGCAUUGUUAAGCUUGGUGCACCUGCUGAUGGGAGCAACCAGAAAUUAUAUUUUAAGGUUAUUCGUCAUUAG